AAGAAAAGCUAAUCAAACUUCGAAGGUUUUGAUUGAUGUUUACUGUUUUGACUUUUGAAUCUUGAUCACAUCUUGAUCUUGAUUUUAAUAAUUCUGGUAUUUACUAUUUACCUGUAACUUCUUUAAUUAUUUAAAAAUAUUCGUGUGAUCGUUUAAAAAUCUCUCAAUUUCAUAAAUAUUGAAAUACCGAUAGGUAAUUCGGAGAUUGUAUACAAAAUGUCAACAGAGAACUGCGCUCUUCUAAAUGAUAUAUCUCCAAUGUUUCGUCCAUACGUUCGUAAUAUAUAUCAGGACUUGAAACUAGGUUUAUGUAAAACUAAAGUGGACCUAGAACGCAUUGGUGGUUCGGCGAACGGUGGAGAAAGUCAAUUUCGAUUAGUACUACCUUAUUGCUCCAAGAAACUUAAGUGGGAUAUCAUAUUUGAUGCUGCAACACCAUGGUUUGCUCCUGACUUUCGAUUUGAUGAUGAGAGCUUUUUAAGCAAUGCGGAUGAAGAGAUUCUAGUUCAAGGUGUUCCCAGUCUAUCUGAAUGGAAUUCUAGCAAUCCACAAUCACUCAGUGAAGUUAUAUCAGAAUUAGUUACAAUGUAUAAAGUUCAUCAGGUUAAAAAACUGAAUGAAGAUGAAAAUUCUCGUGCUUCAUUUGAGUAUAGUGCCUUACUGGGAAGCGCACUUAUCCCUGAACAAGAUGUGGAAGUGUGGGUGGGCACACAUGUUGUAGAGUUCCUCAUUAAACUCACAGUGGACACUUCAAGACUUCCAGAACUGUACAAUGAAGGAACAGAUCAAAAUCCAGGAAUUGAUACAGCUUUACUUCUUGUUAGAUACCCGAACCCUACCAAUGCAGAGUUGAUUUUAUCACCAUUUCUGACCAAAGUUUUGGGAACCAUAUCUUUGCCUAUGAUGCACCAAUCUGGAGUACUCAUGGAUUAUGUUCCAAUGGUUACAGAAAUAUUAAACAACAAGAUACAAGAUCUUCUAAAUAAUGACAGGUUAAAGCGUGAACUGUUAGCCCAGCUGAUUGUGAAGUACGAGGGAGCUGUAUUGGAGCAUGAUGCGAACAGUGCUGCCUUCCUGUUUGAAAUGAAUGAUUUUCAUUGGAUUCUACAAAUAGAUAUAGCCAUUCAAUUUCCAGAAAAACCUCCAGUGUUGACGCUGCGGUCCGUUUAUCAUUGUUCAAAAGGAAAACCCAAGUUCAAAGUGUUACCUGGAUGUUCAUAUAGUAAUUUUGAACUUUACAUUGAACAGCAAGUUGAAAUAUUUAAAAACGAUUGCACUGAAUGUCCAUUUACUUUAGAUGUGGAUAGUGUUGAAUGAGAAUGAGCCCUCUUCAGACAAAAAUUUCACCUACAAA
Maniola jurtina (meadow brown) is the source of this 1354-nucleotide messenger RNA. RefSeq names its product BRISC and BRCA1-A complex member 2-like. The transcript is spliced from 7 exons. The coding region runs from base 217 to 1317 and encodes 366 amino acids. Lineage: Eukaryota; Metazoa; Arthropoda; Insecta; Lepidoptera; Nymphalidae. The record is from RefSeq and is a predicted model, not a curated record. Gene Ontology annotation, cellular component: BRCA1-A complex; BRISC complex. Gene Ontology annotation, biological process: double-strand break repair.